AUGAAAACAUUUACUUUAUAUUUAAAAUUUUUUAUAUUUCUUCUUUUAAUUUGGAUAUUCCAUUGCUUUUAUAACUAUGAUUCCAGUAAGUCUUUGGUUAAUAAAGAUAAAUUACAAACAAAAAUUGGGUUAAAACACGAAAGAACGUUAGCAGAGGUUGAUAUAUCAGAAAAAAAAUCAUCUUAUAUUGAUAAACAUACAGAACAUUAUACAUCUGGUGAUAUGGAUAUUAGACUUGAUGAGAUGGUUUAUUUAAUAGGCAUGUAUUUUAAAUGUUAUAACGCUAAUAUUAAAAAAGACCAUGCAAUAGAUGCUUUUUUUAAGGAAGAAAAUAAAAUGAUAUAUAAAUGUAGAGAUAAAAUAUUGAAUGCUUAUCGAAAUAUUAUUUUAUCCUUAAUGGAAUUAGAAGCUUUUAACGGACUCAUUAGUAUCGUAUUAGGAAUGAAAAAAGAAAAAAAUUAA
Molecule: messenger RNA, 462 nt
Organism: Plasmodium gallinaceum
Lineage: Eukaryota; Apicomplexa; Aconoidasida; Haemosporida; Plasmodiidae
Product: fam-g protein
Exons: 2
Coding region: 1-462 (153 amino acids)
Source: RefSeq, a predicted model, not a curated record